Messenger RNA from Gossypium raimondii (Peruvian cotton), 1131 nucleotides. RefSeq lists its product as uncharacterized. Lineage: Eukaryota; Viridiplantae; Streptophyta; Magnoliopsida; Malvales; Malvaceae. The transcript has 2 exons. The record is from RefSeq and is a predicted model, not a curated record. Bases 1 to 1044 code for a protein of 347 amino acids.
AUGGAGAUAAGAAGCAGCUCUUUCUUUAUCAUUCUCAUCGUCUUUGUUUCAACUGUGAUUCAAGCAAAAGCAGAUUCUGUUUAUUGCAGCAAUCCGGCAAGCCGGUGCUAUGGAAAGUAUAUACAUUGCCCCUAUGAAUGUCCAAGCACUAGCUAUGAAAACCGAAAGGCUAAAGUUUGCCAUGUUAACUGUGAUUCACCUGUCUGCAAAUCACAUUGCAAAUAUCGAAAACCAAACUGCAAUAGUCCUGGAUCAGCAUGUUACGAUCCCCGAUUCAUCGGUGGUGAUGGCAUUGUCUUCUACUUCCAUGGAAAAAGCAAUGAGCACUUCAGCUUGGUGUCUGAUAGCAGUCUACAAAUCAAUGGCCGCUUUAUCGGCCACCGCCCCGCAGGCCGAACUCGGGACUUUACUUGGAUUCAAGCACUUGGAAUCCUGUUCAACUCUCACUCCAUUUCACUUGAGGCUACUAAGGCUGCAACAUGGAACAGUGAAGUGGACCAUCUAAAGUUCAGUUACAACGGGGAGGAACUAGUUGUCCCAGAAGGUGCACUCUCAAGUUGGUACUCCCCUGAAAAGGAAGUGAAAGUUGAGAGAGUAGAAAACAAGAACAGUGUGAUUGUAACAUUAAAGGACACAGCAGAGAUUAUGGUGAAUGUAGUUCCAGUGACCAAAGAAGAUGACAGGGUUCACCACUACAAAGUACCUUCUGAUGACUGCUUUGCUCACUUGGAAGUGCAGUUUAGGUUCUUUAGCCUUUCCCCUAAUGUUGAUGGAGUCCUUGGAAGGACUUACAGGCCCGAUUUCGAGAACCCGGCCAAGCCUGGUGUGGCAAUGCCUGUUGUGGGCGGUGAAGAUAAAUAUAGGACAACUUCACUUCUUUCUCCAGACUGUUCAACAUGCAUGUUCUCACCAGAAACUGGUUCAAAUGAAGAGACCACAUCUCAGACUGAAGUUCUCACCCUCGACUGCACCCGUGGGGCUUCAGCUGGAUAUGGCAUUGUUUGCAAGAAAGAAAGUCAUGGAAUGGUAGCUGUUAUCAGUUAAAAUAAUGAAAGCUUAAGCUAUAUAGACUGACAAUAAUUCAAUAUUUUCAUUUCUAAAUGGUUCUUCAUUCAUAUAUAUUGUCUUUUA